AUUACUACUAAUAAUCUUGACAGUUUGCUUGAUUGAAUGAAUGGAUGGAACGCUGCAUAUAUACACAUUCCGUCGACGACAAACUACGACUAUAUUUAUAAAAUUUUUGUCUGUAUCAUGUUUCCAUAAAUAUCUUUACUUUUCUUCGAUGAUGCGCGUAUUCACGAAGACAUUAUCCGCUUUAUUUAAUUCUUCACUGUUUUUUAAACAUGAUUUCUAGAUGAGAAAGCAAGAGAGAGAGAGAGAAAAAAAAAUCUUGCCACUUGUACUGUCGUAUGAUUUGUCAAUAAGGAUUUUGCUUUUCGUUUUUGAUUCAUUUCGAAGCAAAUGUCAUCAAUCUAGGACUUGAAUUUUUGACAUUUUCAAUCAAUAAUGACCAUAUUUAAAUUUGAUGAUGUAGAAAUCGAAAAGCAUCAUGCCGUUCAGAUGGAUAAUCUUAAUUGUUUUCAAUACGUGUUCUUCACAUGGAUGACAUCAUUAGUACGGCGAAUAUUUCGACGAAACAUUUCCCUCAUCGAUUUGGGCGUUUGUUCUCCGUUUGAUUCAUGUAAUAUAAAUUCACUACGUUUGACCAGAUAUUGGCAACAACAAUGUGAUAAACAAGGAUCACAUAAUGCUUCAUUAUCUUGGACAAUGUUCAGAUUUUUUCGAACAAGAUUCAUUGUGGCAUGUUUAUUCUAUAUUCUAUGUUUGGCUACAGGUUAUCUAAGUUCGACUUUUUUUGUUAAAAAAUUACUCGAAGAACUUGAAGCUAUUACUAAUGUCGGAACUAUUGAUGUGAAAAUGGUUGAUGAAAAAACUAAUGACACAAUCAUUGUUAAUUAUGGUGAACGUGAUAUUUCUGGUGCAUUUAAGUGGAUAGCUGCACUGUAUCUUUGUGAAUUUAUACGUGCUAUAUCAUUUUCGAUAAUGUUUGCAAUCAGUAUUCGAACCGGUAUACGUUGUGUGAAUGCAAUGAAUGGAAUUAUUUAUCAUAAAAUAAUGACAAGAAUAUCAAGAAAUCUAUAUGGAUGUAAUACCAAAACAACAACAACGAUGAUGAACAUACAGCCAAAUAAUCUUUUCGCCAAUGAUUUGUGGAAAGUGUUUCAAAUGAUUUAUAUGGCACCAUUAAUGAUUGGUAGCCCAAUUAUCAUUAUUGUCACUAUUAUCUAUACAUACCUAUUAAUCGGAACCUCAGCAUUUUAUGGUAUCGGUUUGUUUAUCAUUAUUUUUGUCCUACAAUUCGCAAUAAUCAAACGGCAAACCAUAUUACGUAAUCGUAUAAUGAAACAAACUGAUUAUCGAUUAUCGCUAGUAAAUCAAAUUGUUAAAUUUAUUCGUGCCAUUAAAUUCUAUGCGUGGGAAGAACCGUUUAAAAAUGAAAUAGAACAUUGCCGAACGGCUGAAUGUUCCAUUAUUCGACGUUAUCAAUAUCUGCAGUGUUUGAGCACAUCUUUAGCGCUUUUAGCUCCAAUGUUAAUUACAAUCAUUAAUAUAUUGGUACAUACAUGGUUGGGAAAUGAUUUAACUGUUUCCACUGCAUUUUCUUUAAUAAUGUUAAAUUACAUAGCAGCUCAUGGUGUGCGAUCAUUACCAAAUUAUUUUCGUGAAAUAGUCAAUGGAAGAAUCGCUUUGAAACGUGCGGAAAAAUUCCUACAACAAGAUGAUCAUAAAUCGAAUAUAAGCAACGAAAUGUUGGAUAAUCAAAAUGCCAUUGAAAUGGUCAAAUGUUCAUUCUUUUGGAUUCGUUCUAAUGGUGAAAAUUCAGCUUCAUUAUCAAACAUAACAUUGUUGAUAUCGAAACAGAGUCACGUCUGUCUUUAUGGACCUGUUGGAUCGGGAAAAACUGCCCUUUUAUUAUCAAUCAUGGGACAAACACAAUGCUCUGAAGGCGAGGUACGAUUGUUUAGUCAAAAAAUUGCUUAUGUUUCACAAAAAGCGUGGCUACAAAAUUCAACAAUCAAAGAGAAUAUUCUUUUCGAAUUACCGAUGGAUCGAAAACGUUAUUAUGAAACAUUGAUGAAAUGUUCGUUGACUGAAGAUAUAAGCCUUUUGGCUAAUGGUGAAGAUACUGUGAUCGGUGAAAACGGCGUCAAACUUUCUGGCGGUCAGAAACAACGAAUUGCAUUAGCUCGUGCAGUUUAUUCAAACAGUGAUAUCUAUUUGAUCGAUGAUUGUUUCUCAUCGUUAGAUACUCGUGUGGCUAAAGCCAUUUUCAACAAUGUCAUUAACGGUAUUCUCAAACAUAAAACGGUCAUAUUUAUCACAAGAAAUCUUUACCUCUUGAAUGAUGAUGAUUUUGUUGCUAUCAUGAAUGAUGGAAAGGUUGAAAGUUUUGAAAAACAUUCCAAACUUAUCGAAACAUCGGAAGAUUAUCGUUUAUUAAUGGAAAAUUCUAAAGUUUUUAAUGAAGAACAGAAAGAUGAUAAUUCAUCCGAAAUUAUUGAACAUGAUGAUGAUAGUACUGAUGAUAUUGAUUCGGAUUUUGAUUCCAAUUCAAUAGAUAAAGCAACAUUAAUACAAAUCGAUAAGACUAUUAAUGGUGAAACAAAACGUCCAGCAAAUUCAUAUGAUUCAUUAAUCUCAUUAAUGGCUCAAUAUGAUGAUCAUCGUAAUGGUAAUGAGGAUGUUGAAGCUAAUGGAAACCAUAAUAAAAAGUAUAAAAAAACAAAAGAAAAAUUGAUGAACGGUGAUCAUCAAUUCCAUAAGAAAACAGUUUCAUGGUCUGUGUAUAAAAAUUAUGUUCGAGCAAGCGGCGGUUGGUGUUGGUUUUUAGUAAUGGUCACAAUUUUCAUAAUACAAACAGCAACAUCAACAUUUUCUAGUUGGUGGCUCAGUUAUUGGCUUAAUCAAGGAUCGGGACUAUCACCGAAUACCACAUCAACAGCUAAAAUUGAUGAAACAUCAAUAAUUGUCAAUCCUGAUCUUCAUUUGUAUCAAUUGGUUUAUCUAAUUUCAUUCGUCAUUGUCAUCUGUACAUCAUUCAUAAUGGCUAUUAUAUUUGUUCGUGUUAUAACUACAGCUGCCAAUACUUUUCAUAGCAAAAUUUUGUCCAAAAUCAUACAUUCACCGAUCAUAUUUUUUGAUUCAAUCAAAAUGGGAAAAAUUAUCAAUCUCUUCAGUCAUAAUAUGGAUGAAUUAGAUAACCAAUUACCUGUAGCAUUGGAUGGUUUCUUACAGAGAGUGUUACUUGUAACUGGAAAUUUUAUUAUCAUCAUUUCAAUGCUUUAUUGGUUCACAAUACCGUUUAUAUUUUUCACCAUUUCAUUCUAUCUAGCAUUUCGUUAUUAUCGAAAGGCAAUGUAUUGGUUGAAACAAGCAGAUAUGCGUCUUCGUUCACCCAUUUAUAGUUUUGUAAACAAUACGAUCGAUGGUCUGGCCACAAUCAAAGCAUUUCAAAUGGAAAGAAAAUUUCAAAUUAAUUUUUAUUCAAUUUGUGAUCAACAAAUAGCAGCAUUUUAUUAUUAUCAUUGUGCAGUACGAUGGCUAUCAAUACGAAUUGAUUGCAUUUGUGUAUCAGCUAGUCUAUGCAUUACAUUUUUUGUUAUUUUAAAUUUAAAUUAUAUUGGUUCCGCCUAUGCUGGAUUGCUCAUUACACAAAGUCUUCAGUUGAGCGGCUUAUUACAAUUGGUUAUACGAUUAGCAUUGGAACUGGAAACACGUUUAGUUUCCGUUGAACGAAUCAACACUUAUACAGAACUUAUAAAGAAAGAAAAAUCUGUACAAAAAGAAUCUAAUGUUAAACAAUUAUUAAUGAAUGGAUGGCCAACAGAGAAACGAAUAUCAUUUCGACAGGUUUCCCUUAAAUAUCGAAAAAAUUCUCCCUUAGUACUGGAUUCAGUUAGUUUCGAUAUAAAAGGUGGUGAAAAAUUUGCUAUUGUUGGUCGUACGGGUGCUGGCAAAAGUUCAAUAACAUAUGCAUUAUUUCGUCUAGUUGAAAUAUGUUCCGGGUCAAUCUAUAUUGACAAUAUUGAUAUUCAAUCAAUUCAUUUGAAGAUUUUACGCUCAAAAUUAUCAAUUAUUCCACAAGAUCCAGUCAUAUUUCAACGAUCGGUACGAAAAAAUCUUGAUCCAUUGCUGAAAAGUAAAGAUGAACAAUUAAUGGAAAUUUUAGAUCAAGUAAAACUCAAGGAUAAAAUUUUGUCAUUCGAAAAUGGUUUGAAUGAAGUGAUUAGUGAAGAUAAAUUUUCCACUGGUGAAAAACAAUUACUGUGUUUAGCUCGUGCUCUACUACAUCGCAAUAAAAUUAUCGUACUUGAUGAAGCCACUUCGUCGGUCGAUGAUCGUACCGAAAAUGAUAUAUGGGAAAUUGUUCGAAAUAAUUUCCAUGAUUGCACAAUCAUAUUGAUCGCACAUCGAUUACAAACCGUGUUGAAAUGUGAUCAAUUAAUUGUUUUACAAAAUGGAAAGGUCGUUGAACAAGGAAAUCCGAUUGAAUUGCAAAAAGAUUCAAAUUCACAUUUUUGCCGAAUGAUUUCAAAAGCAUAAAAUUAGCAUUAUAUUAUUAUUAAAAUUAAAAUAAUA
This is a messenger RNA of Dermatophagoides farinae (American house dust mite), 4506 nucleotides long. Its product is annotated as multidrug resistance-associated protein 5. NCBI's taxonomy places the organism in Eukaryota, Metazoa, Arthropoda, Arachnida, Sarcoptiformes, Pyroglyphidae. Gene Ontology annotation, biological process: transmembrane transport. Gene Ontology annotation, cellular component: membrane. Gene Ontology annotation, molecular function: ATP binding; ABC-type transporter activity; ATP hydrolysis activity. The record is from RefSeq and is a predicted model, not a curated record.